Knipowitschia caucasica is the source of this 1638-nucleotide messenger RNA. Lineage: Eukaryota; Metazoa; Chordata; Actinopteri; Gobiiformes; Gobiidae. The record is from the annotation of a GenBank genome assembly.
AUGAAAACCGACCUGUUCCCAGCGAGGGCAACGCUUUUCCUUUUUAUGGCCGUUACAGUUUUGUCUCAGGAGAAGUCUCAUUCACACGCUGAGGAUGAUCUCUUCAAGAGGCUGUUUGCUGGAUACAACAAGUGGUCCAGGCCUGUACCAAACAUCUCCGAUGUGGUUAUUGUCAAAUUUGGGCUGUCUAUCGCUCAGCUAAUUGAUGUGGAUGAAAAGAACCAGAUGAUGACCACAAAUGUAUGGCUUAAGCAGGAGUGGAACGACUAUAAACUUCGCUGGAGACCAUCUGACUACGACAAUGUGACGUCUAUAAGAGUGCCAUCCGAGCUGAUCUGGGUCCCGGACAUCGUUCUCUACAACAAUGCUGAUGGGGAGUUUGCCGUGACCCAUAUGACCAAAGCUCAUCUCUUCUACACGGGCAAAGUGCGCUGGGUUCCUCCUGCGAUCUACAAGAGCUCCUGCAGCAUUGAUGUCACAUUCUUUCCUUUCGAUCAGCAGAACUGUAAAAUGAAGUUUGGCUCGUGGACCUACGACAAAGCCAAGAUCGACCUGGAAAAGAUUGAAAACACAGUGGACCUUAACAAUUACUGGGAAAGUGGAGAAUGGGCAAUCAUCAAUGCUGUGGGAACCUACAACACAAAGAAAUACGACUGUUGCCAUGAGAUCUACCCGGAUAUCACCUAUUUCUUUAUUAUCAGAAGGCUUCCACUGUUCUACACAAUCAACCUCAUCAUCCCCUGUCUUUUGAUCUCUUGCCUGACAGUGCUAGUUUUCUAUCUCCCAUCAGAUUGCGGCGAAAAGAUUACCCUUUGCAUAUCAGUCCUGCUGUCUCUCACUGUCUUCCUGCUGCUUAUCACAGAAAUUAUCCCUUCCACAUCUUUAGUCAUCCCACUUAUCGGCGAAUACCUGCUAUUCACCAUGAUUUUCGUCACCUUGUCUAUUGUUAUCACUGUGUUUGUACUCAACGUGCAUCAUCGCUCGCCAAGUACCCACAAGAUGCCCCGCUGGGUCCACUCUGUGUUUUUGGACUUGAUCCCACGCUGGCUGUUCAUGCGACGACCCGCUCCCGAUGGCAGGAGACGCAGGUUACUCCUACUGCAGCAGGAGGCAGCAGCGGAGAGGAGGCAGUGUAAGAUACCAGGCUAUAAGUCCGGCAACUGUCUUCUGAGUACUUCUGCAAACUGGCUCAGGGAGGAUUCGAAAGAAGAAAGGAGUUCUUACGAAGACUUAGAGCUGGGGACACUGACGUCGUAUUUCUCCUUCAGACCUCCUUCGCCAAGGCCAAUACCGACGCCGCCAACGCAAGCAAAAAACACACCCAACAGGCAGGAGGCAGGUGCGGCGGGAAAUAAACAAUCGAUGAAUAUGAGAGUUAAUGCCACGCGGAGACCCAAAGUGGACAAUGUCGUUUCAGAAUCAACUCUUAAACUGUCUCCCAGUGUCAUCAGGGCGUUAGAGGGAGUGCACUACAUCGCAGAUCACUUAAGAGCUGAAGAUGCGGACUUCAGUGUCAAAGAAGACUGGAAGUACGUCGCUAUGGUCAUCGACCGCAUUUUCUUGUGGAUGUUCAUAAUCGUAUGUUUGCUUGGAACCAUUGGCCUCUUCCUGCCUCCGUGGCUCGCCGGCAUGAUCUAG